This is a messenger RNA of Conger conger (European conger), 246 nucleotides long. RefSeq names its product transmembrane protein 254-like. The record is from RefSeq and is a predicted model, not a curated record. NCBI's taxonomy places the organism in Eukaryota, Metazoa, Chordata, Actinopteri, Anguilliformes, Congridae. Bases 1 to 246 code for a protein of 81 amino acids. The transcript has 4 exons.
AUGUUGGGUCCAUUGGGGUUCCUGUCUAAAUAUAUUAGAGAACAUCAUCAUUCUCUCAUGUACAACGGCUGGUGGUUGGCUUUGAUGAUUCAUGUGGCUGAAGCUCUCUAUAGUCUGAAACUGAUGAAUAAAGGACUGAACAAUGCAGUGACUUUCCUAUGGUUUGUUCAGACCUUUCUGUUUGGGAUUGCCUCUCUUGGUCUACUGCUCAAAUACCAGCCUGAGCCCUUGCCCAAACAACACUGA